This is a messenger RNA of Fusarium redolens, 3056 nucleotides long. RefSeq lists its product as uncharacterized. The transcript is spliced from 5 exons. Gene Ontology annotation, biological process: positive regulation of transcription from RNA polymerase II promoter by galactose; DNA-templated transcription. Bases 403 to 2757 code for a protein of 784 amino acids. NCBI's taxonomy places the organism in Eukaryota, Fungi, Ascomycota, Sordariomycetes, Hypocreales, Nectriaceae. The record is from RefSeq and is a predicted model, not a curated record. Gene Ontology annotation, molecular function: DNA-binding transcription factor activity, RNA polymerase II-specific; zinc ion binding; RNA polymerase II cis-regulatory region sequence-specific DNA binding. Gene Ontology annotation, cellular component: nucleus.
CCUAUCACUUCAGUAUAUCCAGGUCACGUGGGUAUACCGCUAGGCCAUCAUUCGCAUCCUAGCAACCAGAGCAUACCUGGGAGGAACGAUGGUGGCACCUGGCGUUGGCGCAGGCGCAGUUCUCAGCGCCCCGUUACUGCUACUGACCUAGUGGCCCCAGACCAAGGCCCAACUGGAAAUCCAGUGAUAAUACCUUUUACGCAUGCACAAUUCGCGUCACCUUUAGCAGUUCGCGCUCACAAUCACAAUCACAAUCACCCUCACAUUCAUCCUCAAUCGCAACCAAACUCACCCUACACUCACCCUCACGUUCUUCAUCAUCAGAUAUUACCCACACAUCAAUCGCUCUCUCAUUCUCACAUUUCCGACGACUCCGCUACAGUCGAUGGCCAUUUCGGCACAAUGGAGCAGAUCGAGACACAAGCAAGCGACCUCCGAUUCCUUGCCCAAGUUCCUGUAUUGAAUCCAACCUCGAGCCCGUCUCUCGGCCCCGGCUCCGGCGCCGGACGUGGCGGGACUCCAGCCCGUACCCCCGGGAGCGCCGUGGGAGCCUCUACGGGUGCUCCUAUUGCUUACGAGAAUCAUGCCAGUCCAAGUUCCGCCUCUGUCGGCGACAAUUCCGCUCACGGUGCGAGCGCGUCUAAUGCCAAUAAGAGGAAGUCGACAGAUGAUGGUCAAGGCAAUGGAUCAAAGCAAACAAGAAGUAAAAGAAACAGAUAUAUAUCAAUAGCUUGCAAUGAAUGUAAGAGACGAAAGAUAAAAUGUAAUGGCGAAACUCCUUGCCAACGAUGCGGCAACCUCAACUUGGCCUGUCUAUAUGCCCCGAACUGCUGCUCUGGAAACUUUAAGGAAUCGGACGAGUUCAAGCAGGUCACAGCACAACUAGGUCGCCUUCAAGAAGAAGUCGGCUGGCUUCACCAGACCGUCAAGGCCCUUCAGUCCGAACCUGCCCGUUAUUCUUCACUUGGUGAUCGAACAAUGACCCACGGCCACGGCACGCCAGCAGUCGCCCCUUCACCUUCUCAUAGUUCUACUUCGCUUAACCGCCAGGACAGUUCGAAAUACGGUUCUUUCCGGGGCCCAACAAGCAUGGCCUUUAGUCUCGACGUUGCCAACAAUACUAUCAACAACAUGGGCUACAAAGGCAUAUUAGACGAGGAAAAUCCACACAUCAACGACGGUAUGGGCCCCAUGUCGACACGACCAAGAGAUCCCCUCCACGAAUUCGACAAGGACGAAAUGAUUCGCCUGUGUCGUCUGCAUGAGGAAGAGAUUGGUAUCAUGUACCCAGUGCUUAACAUUCAAACCGUGAUAUCCCAUGCCAAGAACAUGACCACAUUUCUCGAAACCCUGCGACAACAAAGCCCCAGAGAAUUAGUCAACGACGAUAAGACUCUGCAGCUCAAAAUUAUCAUGUGCUGUGCUCUAGUGGUGGAGGAGCAUGGGCAUAGUGAUAAAGCCAUUCGCUUGUUUGAGAGCAUGGAAACGGUGCUUAACCGAAAGCUCAUGGCUGAGGCUGCGGAUGUUGCAACCCUGCCAAUCCUGGCUCUUGUUGCUGGGUACAGAUUUCUCUCCAACGACGAGGUUUUGGCUUGGCGAGUCAUGGGUCAUGUCGCACGCUUAUGUCUGGAGCUUGGCAUCCAUCAAAGAACAGGCCUAAUGAGAAUUCAGGAUGAAGAGGAACGUAAGAAUGCUCUUGUCAGCUUCUGGUCGGCAUACGUGCUGGAUAGGCGAUGGGCUUUUGCAACUGGCCUACCUUUCGUCGUUCAAGAUGAGGAAAUCGAUUCCGAGCUGCCAUUUCCAGAGGAGUACCCUUAUCUGGUGGCCAUGAUCACCUAUUCUCGGAUAGGUGCAAAGGUGUGGCGACAAGUAGCUCAUUUUGGGCCGGUUCUUGCACGCGAUUUGCGCUCAACGGAACUGGAAAAUGUCGACCAAGAGUUGUUACAGUGGUAUGAGCAGAUUCCAGAAGAGGUUAAGGUUCGCAACUGGGACAAGGAGAAGCAUAUAACGUCGACACCCUCCUAUAAUCUGCAACGCCUACGAAUCUGGACAUAUUUGCGGCUGAAUCAGAUGCGGAUCUGGCUUUACACGCCUGUGUUGCAUAGCGCCACAAGCAUCAUGGCACAUCCUGCGCAGUCAGAACGUGUAGUUGACAUCGCCAAAGACACCAUCCGAUAUCUUAGCCAUCUGAAUAACACAACCAACUUAUAUAGACGAGUACAGGUGUUCUACCACCAAUUCCUUACAUCUGCGAUUGCUGUCGUCUUCCUCGCAUCAGUCCAUGCCCCGGUUCGCUUCAGCGCUUCUUGUCGCGAGGAGUUUUAUAUGGCCCUUGAGCUGGUAAAGGACCUAUCCGCCAAGAGCUGGGCAUCACAGCGACUUUGGCGCACAAUCCGAUCGCUCAAAGAUGUGGCACCGCGAUUCGGACUUAAUGCCGAAGACGACCCUCAGUCAACAGCAGCGUUAGGAAUGAUAGGACUUGCCCGAGGCCAUAUGGAACAGCAGCAACCGUUCCGCAAACCCUCUAUUCCGGGCCAGCAAUCACAAGCAGCAACACCAGACUCGAUGGCUCAGAAUGGAUCACGAAUUCAAGCCGAGAUGUCACGAAUGUUCGAGGGCUAUGUAGGGUUGAAUGGAUUCCAGUACAACGAAAAUGAUGGACAACAAGGGCCGACUGCUGAAGUUUCUGAAGCAUCCAACGGCGGCAUGUUUGGGGUUGAUGGUACUGUCUUUCCUCAGUUCAAGGAGAUGUAUUAGCCAUCUAUGCUGAGGAUUUUGUAUAUUACCAGUAUUUAGAUAUGAUAUCCCCUCCUGUACACUGACUUCCGGAUAAUCUUGGAUAUAUCUGGUGGCGUAUCAUGGCGCUCAAAAAUAUGAGAUACGAAUUGAGUUGGUAAUGUACCAUUUUAUAAUGAAGAUUUAAUGUUUCGUGUUCAGGCACUUGAAUCGUUUCCGAGGCCGUUAUGGUUGGAAGAGACGCUAGUAUCUCACAUUUAUGCGAAGACUUCAAUAAAUAAACGAGACUGCUGUAUACUGCGGUAUCGUGAGAAGCUUGG